UUUCUACGUUUUCGUCUGCUGUGAACAGGAAGGGAGGAACAUUUCUGAGUGAUUUUGUGCUUUUAAACUUAUCUUAAUUUCUUAAUUAGUGUUUAGGCAUUAAUUUAGAGAAUACAAUUUCAACGGUACGUGAAAGUGACAUUUACAAAUUGUAUAAAUUUAUUAUUCUUGCAUAUUGGCGAAAAUUAAUCAAGUUCUUGGUGAAGAAGAAGAAAAAACAGCCAGCAACAAAAACAGCAGCUGCGACAUUCUAGUAGAAAAACAAAGGAAGAAUUUGCAUAGUGAAGCAAACAAGAAAUCAAUAAAACUGACUAGACGUCAAAGGGAUGUGGCCUUGUUCAAAGAUAAUAUUUAAAAUAAACUUAAUAGAAAGUAGAAAACCAUACAGAUUCAUUAAAUUGUAAACAGUGUACAUACAACGCUACUUAACAUUUUCGCGGCUGGACCGGAAGUGCACGCCCCUAAAAAGGAGUUGUUUUAAGGGUGACCAAAUACAUAAUCCAAAGUCCUCCGCUAACAGCUGCAGCCUGCAGGAGUAAAAAAGGCUUCGACAUACACAGAUGUUGGUUCACCCGGGCAGGAUCUGAGGUCAUUCAAAUACUUGAAUAUAUUAAAAUAUUGGAGAUAUUUUCAAGCAACUAAAAUACGAGUCCUUUUACAUUUAAUUUCGGAAAAAUAAAAUAUUCAUUGAAAGAACAAGCUAAAAAUCCGUCGCUUUAGUUACUGCUUAAACUACGCUAAAAGAUAACCUCAAUGUCGUCUACGAAUCAACCAUUGGUCGACUUAAUCAGCACAUUAUCUGAAGAUGAAGCAGCAGCCGCUUCUGCAGCAGCAGGUACACACGGAUUCGGUACAUCCUUUGGGUCAACGAACGCUAACAAGCUUGUAACUGAAGUAGAGAUAAAUACAAUCGGACUGAACAAAACAAAGAAGAAAAAGAAGAAAUCAAAGAAAAAGUCACGGCGAGAGCAAAUUUUGUUAUCAGUCGACGACGAAUCUGAUGAUGAUGAUGAAGCCGAAGUAGAUAAUGCUGAAACAGGUGGAGGGGACGCCAAUGGGUAUACGACCAAAGUUCGUAGCAAACCAGCUACUAGAUAUAGCGAUGCCGAUGCCGAUGGAGAUGAUGAAGAUGACAAUGAAGUUGCCAUCGGCAAUGGCAUCGUCACCACCAAUGAGAAUGAUUUGUUCAAUUCGCUCAACGGGCACUCGCACAAUAACCGACCAGAGCAACAAGCCCACUACCAGCUGCAAAGUCAGCAACGACAACAAAAUAAACAUACAACGCAACAACUUUUGCUACUAGAUGAAAACCUACCACACAACAAUAGCAACACCAAUAGCAGUUUCAUUUCACUCUCACCCAACACAUCGCCGGUACUAACUAAUGGACUGGUUACCACAGUUGGCGCUCAUCAUCAACGUGAAAGUAGUGGUGGUAGUCAAAGUGGAAUUGGCACGAAUACCAGCCGCAGUAGUAGCAGUGCGAGUAGCGCUAGCGGGAGUAAUCAUAGCGAACACAGUACACCACAAUAUGGCAAAGGAACAGCAUCUCCAAGGCAGCAAGCUGCUUUAAAUCAACAUAUAUCACCAUUAUUGACGUCAACACCACCGUCAGUGGCAGCUAAGUCGCGUAAUUUUCAAACGAAGACUAAUCAGCUGGUGUCGUCAACGUUACAACGACACUACGACAGCGCUGACGACGGUGACGAGAUUUGUCUAGUGCCAGAAGUCGAUUUCGAAAGUGGUUCCAUUAUGGAUGCGGGUAGUGAUAAUCGGGAAUCGCAGCCUUUACUCGGCGGUCAUGGAUAUAGUAGCAGUAGUGGUGGACGGGAUCACAAUGAACUGGCGGCUAACACAUUUAUGGAUGACCCCGCAUUCAAUGACGUUGUGAUCCAAGCGGAAGCGGCCAUUGCGGCUGGUGUUAUGCCACAGCGCAUUUAUCAGGGCAGCAGUGGCUCGUAUUUUGUGAAGAAUGCGGAAGGUAAAAUCCUGGCUGUCUUCAAACCGAAAGACGAGGAACCCUAUGGACGACUAAAUCCAAAAUGGACCAAAUGGAUGCAUAAAUUAUGUUGUCCUUGCUGCUUUGGACGCGCCUGUCUGAUACCGAAUCAAGGCUACUUGUCGGAGGCAGGCGCAAGCUUAGUAGAUCGUAAACUAAAUUUAAAUAUUGUACCAAAGACCCGCGUUGUACGGCUAGUUGCCGAAACGUUCAACUAUGCACGCAUCGAUCGACAAAAGGCGAAGCUAAAGCGACGCAUUAAGGAGCACUACCCGUCAGCGCACUUCAAUCGCAUGAGUCUGCCACUUAAGACUGGUUCCUUUCAACUUUUCGUUGAAGGCUACAAAGAUGCCGAUUUUUGGUUGCGCCGCUUCGAACAAGAACCACUAAAUUCAACACUUAACGAAUCAUUUCAGCUACAAUUCGAAAGACUCGUUGUACUCGACUAUAUUAUUCGUAAUACAGAUCGUGGCAAUGAUAAUUGGCUUAUACGUUAUGUGCGACCUGCCGCCGAUAAGUGUGCUAACACCAAAGGAUUAGAUGUAAAGCCAUUAAUUGCGCCCACCAAAGCACCGGCAGCCCCAACGACACAGCAGGAGCAGGAACAACAGACGUCGGAGAGAAAUGGCGAUAUUGCUGCAGUUAAAAAGGCAGUGGAGCCAGCAGAGGCUAAAGAUGAAUUAGAUACGUCUGCGCAAUCCGACAAGGUGGAAGAUCUAAGCGGCGAGAAAAGUGACAAGCCAUCUACAAGUAGUCAGUCUGCUGAUGAAACAGUGCAAGGUAAAAUAGUGCUGGCUGCCAUCGACAAUGGCUUAGCAUUUCCAUUCAAACAUCCUGAUUCAUGGCGUGCCUAUCCGUAUCAUUGGGCGUGGUUGCCACAAGCAAAAGUGCCAUUUAGUGAGAAAACAAAAAGCCAUGUGCUGCCAUUACUGUCCGACAUGAAUUAUGUGGAGGAAAUCUGCACUGAAUUAUAUUACUUAUUUCAGCAUGAUAAAGGCUUCGAUAGGCGCCUCUUUGAACGACAAAUGUCUGUGAUGCGUGGCCAAAUUUUGAAUUUAACGCAGGCGCUUAAAGAUGGCAAAUCACCGGUGCAGUUGGUGCAGAUGCCAGCGGUCGUGGUUGAAAGAUCCCGUGGUCAAAAUAGUCGUUUCUUUUCGUUUACGCAACGCUUUCAAAAUAAAAGUCCCUUCUUUUCGUGGUGCUAACAUAACAACAACCACACG
Molecule: messenger RNA, 3222 nt
Organism: Rhagoletis pomonella (apple maggot)
Lineage: Eukaryota; Metazoa; Arthropoda; Insecta; Diptera; Tephritidae
Gene: Pi4KIIalpha
Product: phosphatidylinositol 4-kinase type 2-beta
Exons: 8
Coding region: 754-3204 (816 amino acids)
Biological process (GO): endosome organization; phosphatidylinositol phosphate biosynthetic process; Golgi organization
Cellular component (GO): endosome; plasma membrane; lysosomal membrane
Molecular function (GO): 1-phosphatidylinositol 4-kinase activity
Source: RefSeq, a predicted model, not a curated record